Molecule: messenger RNA, 4735 nt
Organism: Bolinopsis microptera
Lineage: Eukaryota; Metazoa; Ctenophora; Tentaculata; Lobata; Bolinopsidae
Product: ras-associated and pleckstrin homology domains-containing protein 1-like
Exons: 15
Coding region: 270-3974 (1234 amino acids)
Biological process (GO): signal transduction
Source: RefSeq, a predicted model, not a curated record
UUUGUAGGUAGCUCAUGACCUCAGAUUAUUUGUGCCAUGGAGUCUAUACUUGAUGAAAUUGAUUCUAUGAUUGGUGAGCUAGAUGACAUAGAUUUCAAACCCAAUCGCAAAAAGGAGAUAAUAAAAAAGAAAGACCCUGAUGUUCUGGAUAUCAAAGAUGAAACCACAAAUGGAGGACAGAAUUUUUCCGACCUGAUAAAUGAACUUGCAGCAUUCAACCCUGCACCUGCUGCAACCAAAACUCUUAAAAAAGGAGUGUCUACGACUCCAUGACAACGCAUCAACUGAUACGGGGAGGAUCGCUCAGAUCACGCAGCGAAGAAAAAGACAACACAGUGUCACCCCGCAAAAUCUCAGUAGAUAACACUUCAUCACGUGAUAAAAACCACGUGACAUCCCCUCCAUCACGUGAUGGGAGUGUGUCGAGGAAGAGGACUUUGUCCAGACAGAAUACGUUGGAAAGCUUUACUCUCCUGCCUUCUCCCUCGGAAAAUAUAAAAGUGUACAUGUCAGACGGGAACAUGAUAAAGACAGUGCGAGUAGAACGAACCCAAACAGCCUGGGACCUCUGUCUCUCCCUGGUUAUGAAAAGCGACUUGCCUAUCUGCGGCAAUUGGACUUUAGUGGAACAGAUCGUCAAUAAUUGCUGCGACAAGACAAAACAAAGACAAAAUAAACCAACGAAGAAAGAUAAGCGAAACGAGGUUAUGGAGAGAACGUUAGAAGAUCACGAGAUAGUUAUUAAAGUGUACAAAAGCUGGGGAUCCAACAGUCAGAACAAACUGAGUCUCACUAACAACAAAAGAAAGUGGCAAUUCCUGGAAACACCGGAGAUGUUUUUCUCCUCGAAUGUUUUGGACCGUGUUCGUGGCCGCACCAGAGAUGAGAUUGAAGAAGUGCUGACUGAGGAGUACUUCAGUGAGAAAGCUCCUCCAGUGGAAGGGUACCUUUACUUCAAGGAUCAGAAGCACAACUGGAGUAGAAAGUAUUUCAUCCUCCGUUCCUCGGGUCUUUAUUACUCCACCAAGGGGAAAAGUCGAGCACCUCAAGACCUAGCUUGUUUCACUACACUACAAGAUAUGGGUAUAUACUUCUGUGUGAACGCCAAGGUGGACCACAAGUCACCGACUGAACACGCUAUCUCUUUCAAGCCAGGAACAGGAAACACAAGUAUGAAGGACAUGAAGUGUGUUGGGGCUGAGUCGGAGGAUGACAUGAUGAGGUGGUACCAUGCCCUCAGGGUGGUCAAGUACGGGGACAAAAUACCCGAGAAUAGGGCCUCCGUCUUACUUGAGGUUACUCAGGAGAUUGAGCGAGUCCACGAGCAGAAGAAGAAAGCUCGUGACGAUGCCUUGAAGAGAGAACAAGAAGAGAAAAGAGCGAAGGAAGAAGAGAUAAGAGCGAAGGAAGAAGAGAUAAGAGCGAAAGAAGAGGAGGAGCAGCUGGCACUAGAAUUAGAAAAGACAAUCAAGGAUGAAGAGGAAAGGAAGGUUCAGAGACUUGAAGUAAUGUCCCCUAAACCGGAUAUAUUAAAGAAGCCCUCUCCCCCUCCACCAAGCCCUAAACCCACCCGAUCAGCUCUACAAAAACCAGCUCCUUCACCCAAACCUGUUCCCUCACCUAAACCCGAUCUCAGGAAGAAGAUGCAUCUGCCGGUCCCUCCUGCUAAACCCAGCAUGAGUUCCCCUAGCUCCUCUCGUGGAUCUCACCCACCUACUCCACAGCCGAUCCGACCUACUCCAGCGCCUCCUCCACCUACUCGAGCUCCCCCUGUUUACUCUCUAGAUCCUGAACCUUCCUCCUCCAAAGAGUUCACUCCCAACAAAUCAGGAUUUGCAGAUGCUCGAAAUCAGCUGGCUCGUUCUCUAAACGGUACUAUCAAGAGAGGGAGUGUUAAACAGACUCCUCCUCCUUCAGCUCCUAAACCUAUAACAUCACCUCCUCCAGGUGCACUUCCCAUAAAAGCUGUUCCAGCUCAGCUACAACGCCAACCACCACCCAUCAGCCGUCUCCCGGAUCCUAUAGAUGAUCUGCCCUUGCCUCCUCCCCCUCCUGACCUGUUACCCGCACCCCCGACCAGCCCUCCCGUUGCUGCUGUGAAGACAGAUAAACCUGACAUUAACAUCACACCAAGCAGAUCUAAGAUAUCUGAGAUGGUGAAGAACCUUAACAUUCCUCAGAAAGCACCUGAUAAGGUAGUUGUAGACAAAGCUCCUGUACCUGAGACCAGCAGUAGGAAUAUCAACGAACUAUCCUCAAUCCUGAACAGAACGCUGAAAAAGUCUCAAACUACCUCCGGUUUGACAAACCAACCCCCUGUUCCCCAGAAGUCUUUCAAUAGCACCAGCAUGUCCAACAUGCCGAGAUCUCUGACCUGUCCUCAAAUGGAAAGGGUGCCUCCCCCCAGUCAACCCAAACCAGCAACACAAAAACCCAUUCCAUCCUCCACGGUCCAGGACCGAGCUGCUGAGCUGGCGAAGGUCUUAACGGGUAAACAGAAGCAGGCUCCGGUCCUACCGGCACAGUCUCCGUACGCUAACCAACCUCCAGUACCCCCUCCAAAACAGUUCAGCGGUGUAGCUCCUCCUGCUCCGCGUCCCUUCCUACAGAACAACAUUCCUCCUCAAGCAUUCCAGCAGAGCUCCAUGUCUCCUCAAUCUCGACACCCGCAAUCUGCUCCCCGAGCAAACCCACCUUCUGCCCCCCGAGCAAACCCUCCUCAAGUUCCGCAAUCAAACCUACCCCCUCAACCACCUGUUCCGGUGAAACCUCCAGGCGGUCCUAUGCGAGCUCCUCCUCCUGCUGUCCCUCCCGUUGCUAACUACACCACACCCGCCCUUCCUUCUCGAAAAGACUCCCUGAUGGCCUCCAGGAACCGAACCACCUCCGGGUCAAGCGGUGGAUCCCACGGCAGCUCCGCCAGAGCAGGAAGUGUAGCAAGUCAUGCUAGUAGUCAGGAACCUCCCAGUUUAGUCAGACCACCUCCCCGCACCAUCUCCAGGGACAAUCUCCGGGCUGGCUCUAGAAACGGACACCGAGGUUCAAGAGAGAACCUGGCAAUGAACACAGCGACCACUGUAAACAACUCUAGUGAACAUGGGAUACCGGAGAUGUUCCAGCGAGGUGGGUUCCCCGGUGGGCAGCCUAACCCUCUCCUCAGGGACAACUCUCCUCAUCGCCAGGAUCCAGCUCCUAAACACCCACUUCAUUUCCCGCCCCAGAGGUUUAACCCACCACAAGCUGCGACCCGGGGUAGAGAUUCUCCUGCUAGAGGAGGGUGGCAUGAUAGUUUAAUGAGAGACAGCUCACCUGUCCACCAAGAAGCGCCUAGAGAAAUACCUCUGCCGGUCAGUAUAAACGACAUCAGACAAGUAGGACAGCCGGGGGUACACCCCCGCCAGUUUGGGGGCACACCCCCUCCUCUUAUUGGGAACCUGAAUACUCGCUCUGGCACCUGCAAUCCGGGCAGCUCAGGCAGUGGCGCUAGCGAAGAGGUAAUGUACGAGUACAUUGAGGACGUACCAAGUAAAACAGAGCACCUCCAGCACUGGUUAGCAAACCAGUACGACGACGAUACCAUCUCCGUCACCAGCGACAACAUGAUGGCAACGCCCCUCACGCCGCCGCCUCGCAGUAACUCCCGCCGUCAAAUCGCCGCCCCGCAUACCCAGAAGCCAUGGUUCCACGGCUGCAUCCCCCGGGAAGCUGCUAACGCUCUGCUCGCUUCACACGGACUAACGGACGGCCUCUUCUUAGUCCGGUCCAGUGCUACCAGUAACGGCGACUUUGUGCUGAGCAUGACGUUUGGAGGUCAGGUGAAACACUUUCAGAUCACCCAGCGAGGGGGGAGCCCUCCUUGGUUUGCUAUCGAGGAUGGGCCCUGUUUCCCUGACAUUAACAAACUAGUGGACCAUUACUCCGUGUCGGCAGAUAGACUGCCAGCUAAAUUGUCUUGUUACUGUUUAAAGGGUUGAGAUGACACGUGACCAUCACCAAGUGUUUCUCGUGAUGAAGGAGAGGGUUGUAGAGGUUAAUGAAAAAUCCAACGACUUAAUUGAUUUUGAUAAUGGGAGAACUGACGUGCUUCAACUUUCUUUAAUAGAUGAAAAUUGGAUUGAACUUAAGAUUUGAAAGGUAUUACAAUUUUGUAUCGAGUUUGAAUACCGCAUCGGUGUUAGUUUGCAGUCUAAUCUUUAUUCGAUAUUUUAUGAUAUUUUGUUUUAAUUCUGAAAUUUGAAUGGCAUUAACAAUACUUACAUAUUAAAAGUUAAACGAUUUGAUCGGUUACGUAUUUAUUACAUGUAAAAUUAAAUAGAAUACUGUUACCCAACAAUUAUAUUCUAGCAAUUUUAUUGUAAACCUCUAAUUUUGAUACUACGCUUAUAUUCUUUGAACCCUUCUCCAUAUAUGUUGUAAAUGUUAUAAGGGGUCGUUCACAUAUUACGUAAUCACUUUUUGAACAAUUUUUAACCCCCCCCCCCCCCCCCCCUCCGUAAUCAGUUUUACACAUAGCUAUUGUAUCAAAAUUACACUAGUGUUAUCAUUUGGAAACCUCCCCCCUCCCCCACGGUUGAUUAUGCAAUAUGUGAACAACCCCUAAGUAAAUUUCCUGGUAACUUAAAGUUAAAUAUCAUCGAAUGAGAAGUACUUAUUCGACACAUGCGUAACGUUUCCAAUUUGAAUUUAGAUAAACUAUUUUGUGUUAAGGAUAUCUUAAUUGUUGUUUUAAUAAGUC